GUUUCUGGUGGUUGUUUUGUGAACGCUUGGCUAAAGCUGAAAGGGAUCCACUCUGGCCAUCAUUUUGGCCACCAUGGAUCUGAUUGCCAAAUCCAGCCACCAUUUCAAAAACAAGAGAAGCUACUCCCUCCCACAGUACCUCAAGAAACUCACUCACCUGAACUGAACAUCUCUAACAAGAACAUAGAGGAUAUUGUAAGUACGAUACUACAAGAUAUACUACAGUUACCAAAAUGAAUAUAGGCCAGCUAUGUUUUGUUUCUGUGCGUCUCUCUUUUAGCUUCUAAUGCACAGGAGGUUGGUGGCACCUUAAUUAGGGAGGACGAGCUCGUGGUAAUGGCUGGAGCGGAAUAGGUGGAAUGGUAUCAACUACAUCAAACACAUGGUUUCCAUGUUGUUUGAUGCCAUUCCAUUUGCGCCGUUCCAGCCAUUAUUAUGAGCCGUCCUCCCCUCAGCAAAGCCUCCACUGUUCUUUUGGUAGGGAUAUCUUCUUUGUUUAUGAAUGUGUUGCAGGACGAUCUCUCCAUGUGCAGAAACCUUACAGUCCUCUACCUGUACGACAAUAAGAUCACCCAGAUCUGCAACCUGGGCUUUGCCUCCAACCUCACGCACCUGUACAUACAGAACAACAACAUCACUCACAUAGAUAACCUCUCCAACCUGCAGAAGCUCUCCAAACUGUGAGUAGGAGCUUGUCCUAUGUAUCCAGUUUAAAUGUAUGUCGUCUGUGUUAAAGCUUUGGAGAUACAUUCAGCUGUUUUUGACUGUCUGUGUUCAUAUGUCCAUGUUUCUCCAUUCGUGGGUGUUUGUCUUUGCAUGCGUUUGUGUACAUCUCAAUCUUACAUUUGUGUGUGUGUCUCUCUCUGUGCCAUAUCAGGUACCUGGGGGGAAACAGCAUUAUGGUGGUGGAGGGGUUAGAGGAGCUCCACCUGGAGGGCCAGAGACUGCCCAGUGGAGAGAAGCUGCUCUUUGACCCCAGGACUCUCCUCUCCCUCGCUGUAAGACCCAAUAACAAACAAACAACUACAUCACCAACCACAUCCUACAGUAAAGGAGAUUGUUUCAGCUCAUUUCACACCACAAUUGACAAUUGAAAUGCAGGCUGUGCCUGUGCACCAGGAUUCCACCAUUGAUCUCACGUUGCUCUUUAUUGGUAACGUCAUAAUUUCCAUCUCUGAGCAAUCAGACAAUACAUGUAUAUGUUCACAAUCUGCAUUAUGUCCUUGUCUGGAAAAGGUCUCUCAGAUUUCCUUAAGGCAACUAGUCCAUGUAAAAGCGGUAUUGUGCUGAGUUUGAUGAUGUCAAAGAGAGCUCUGUGAUACUUUCUGGUCUCACAGAUCAACAAGGGCUGUUUACUCCUCAGACUCUGGGUAAAAAAACUGCAAAUCUCACAUUCUUGUUUAUUUUGAUAAUGAAAUAAAUUGCAGCACAAAUGUAAGAGCUCCAGCUUCCAAUUAAAGGAACUGAAACUAAGACGAAAAUCACAUUUCAACAGCUGUAUUUAAUACAACAGUAUUUAAUAGAACCAUUAUAGAACCAACGCAAUUUAUUGAACAAUUUUACAGAGUUAAUCAAGGAACAAUAAUAUAUACUGGUUGUAAAUAUUAUUGAAGUAGUUGUUCAAAUGUUUUACCAUUGUAUUUACAAAGCAUAUUCUCUUUGCAGAAAUCUUUAGGUGUCUUGAAUAUCAACAGGAACAACAUAGAUGAUGUCAGAGAUCUUGCCGUUCUAAAGAAACUCACACAUUUCUCUGCUGCAGACAACCAGCUACAGGACAUGCAGGUAGGAGCUCUUACGUUUCCUCAUGAAGGCACUACUACUGAUGGAACUGAUACCAGCCACCAUUUACUCUACUCUUUACUAACGUGACAAAAGUGUCAACUGUGAGCAUGUCGUACCCACAUAACAGCAUCUAUGCGUGGCGUUGUGUAUCAAAAUCAACACGCUCGCUAUAAGCGGAUCAGGGUAACAUGAACAUAACAGCGCUGCUCUCUGUAAGUGAUGUGUGAAAUGAUAUGGAGAGCAGGGUGCUAAAGAACCAAAUCCUGCAAAUCCCGCCAGAGGUUCCCAGUCUCUGUGACUCGUACAGGGUCAGAAUUAUUCAACAAAUCAGCGGCCUAGUCCCGCGGGGCUGCCCUCGCUGACAGUUUUAAACAAGCACAAGUUUCUCUCCUUCCUUGUGAGUCCAGCAUUUGAUACCUCCUCCCCAGCAGCACCACUGAACUUGAUGGGAGAUUCAUUUAAAGCAGAGAUAUGGUUUCUGCUCACUGUGUUGACCUUGAAAAACGACCUGCUGUGAGUUCCUGAGGCUCCACUUCUGAGGAAAGGAACAAAUGUUCUCUCUUUGUGAAUCUGGAAGGCUAGAUGGCUGAAUUAUUUUUAAAAGCUAUUUCUUAAUCCAUACUAUAAUGUCACGUUGGGACAUGGCAUUGAAAGCACACCGUUAGCAUGGGUAACAUUGGCACUCAACAUAAAUUAUAUUCCACUGAGCAGAGCAGCCCUCAGCAGGUAAUUGCUGUACACAUGUCAGAGGGAGCUCUCAUGUUCUCAUAUUUAGUGGAUAUCUCCUUUAAUUUAUACAACCCCUCUGCCACUAUUGAUCCUGCAAAGACAGCACCAUGAAGGAUCAAUCCCUCCUUCAGCCCAGUGUGGUCAGAAUCCAGAGGAAGCAUUAUGGAUUUUUAAAAUAGAUUAUGACAGGCAGUCAGCCAGGGUGACAAAUGGGCUGGUAUCUACUGAGGCCGUUAGCACUGCACGAGGCAGAGAGGACCAGAGAGGACGGGGGAAUCAAAGUGCUGGUCAAAUACAGGUUCAUAACUGGUACAUCAUUAAGUCCAGUGAGGAACCAGGGCCCAGCAGCCCAGUACAGUGCUCAUCCAGUCAGGCUGCUCUAGUCUUCGUGCCCCAGCAUGGGGGGCAAUUUGGCGCUUGGCCGCUCCUCGCCAGGGCCCUUGUGAGUGACGGCCCUGACACGAUCAUUUAUCAAAGCCUGGGAGCGCGCCGCGCUGAGGGGUUCCCUCUGAACUGAUUGCAGCGCGGGCUGGAAAAGUGGAAGCGCUUUGGCCGAGACAGGAAGGCAAUGAACAAUCAGAGCGUGUCCAGAGAGUAUUCAAAUGUCCAGGCUUGGAUUAAUGUGCCUUUAGAUAAACAUACACUGCAGGGCAGGCAACACGCUUUUUAGUCACAUGACACCAGCGACUGUUUAUUAAAACAAGCUGAUGUGUUGUUUACACCGUUUCCCUUGGACUACUCUUGGCAGCGCUACCUUUGAAUCAUAUGUUGUUGUUUUUUGUUUUUGCUAAUAGUAUGAUUCUCCUACUGGAGUGUGGUUUGUUGAUUACAUUAAUUAUAUGACUUCUUAUACAUUGUCGAAGUACAGUCUGUAUAUGCAUUAUAAAUGGAUACUUUAGAGUCCUCCAUUUUCACUUCCUCAAAGGUUAAAGUGCCACUUUGUCACGUAAAGACUAUCCAGAGCCUCUACAAUGGUAUAUAGUGUCCAACCCCUUUACAUUUGUAAGUACAGUAUGUUCAACAUAAGUAUUUCUCUUGUGUGCUUUCAGGAUUUAGAGGGGGUGUUUAGUCAAUGGCCUCUGCUGCAUCGAAUGGAUUUGAGUGGAAAUCCUGUCUGCCACAAAUCGAAAUACAGAAACAGGCUGAUAACUGUGUGCAAAAGACUGGGUGAGAAAAUGGCCGCGCACCUCCACCUAAUGACCGUAGGAAUUGUAUUAUACAUUUUUCAUGAUGAUGUUUCAAAUAACUAAUGCCUUUGACCUAAUUCGCUACAAUUGCAGAAAAUAUAUCAGCUCUAUAACACAUACGGUACGUAAUUGAAUUGUAGACAAUGAUAAUAUUGUUUUUGUAGAGGAACUUGAUGGGAAGGAAAUUAACGAGUUGUCCAGGCAGUUCCUGAUUAACUGGAAAGCGUCGAAAGACGGCAAGAAAAAACUGAAAGAUGAAAGAAUUAUGACCAGGCAGAUCCUCUGUAGCUCAGCUGGUAGAGCACGGCGCUUGUAACGCCAAGGUAGUGGGUUCGAUCCCCGGGACCACCCAUACACAAAAAAAAAAAUUAUGCACGCAUGACUGUAAGUCGCUUUGGAUAAAAGCGUCUGCUAAAUGGCAUAUUAUUUACUGGUAAGAUAAUGUACUGUUCAAUCUUUUUACAUCCUUCUGAUAAUAGAGACAUACAGAACAAAUAUUUCAACCUCCAUAUUAUUGACAGCAGUAAUGAAGCACCUCUUAUUACAAAUAUUUAAAAGAGACGUUCACAUAAAAGAGACACUCACUUUGUCAGAACUUUUAAAACGUGCAUAUCCCAUGUUACCGCGACACUUUUCUCAAAGGUUCCACCGCACCGCGGCCCCUACUUUGGUCCUGCUGUGUGUGUAUGUGUCCGAAGUCUAGUCAGAACUGUGACAAGGUGGGUGUGUGUGUCUUUCUUUGUGUUGCAGCAGACUUCCACAUGGGCCCCCAUCCUUCGUACAACUAUAACUACGGCAACGCCCUGGGGAAGAAGAAUCCUCUGGAGGGGGAGACCCAGCAGGAAGGUCCGCUUUGAACACUCACAACUGGACAGCGCAGCAAUGAGGUACCGUAACAAUCUAGAUUCCUAUCAACCAUAUGAAACAUUUAUUUAAAAAAGAUAGAACGAGUCAAAAACUUGCCUGGAUGUUGCAUAUUUAUUAAAGGUCCAAUGCAGCUGUUUUUAUCUCAAUAUUAAAUCAAUUCUGGGUAACAAUGAAGUACCUUACUGUGAUUGUUUGUAAAUGUAAAAGUAAAAUGGUUCAAAAAGAAACAAAAAUAGCCUUUAAAAAGCGAAACAGUACAGUAGUGGAAAAGUAGGAAGAUAAAAUGGCAGCAGCAGCAAAGGUUUCAGAUCAAGAAGAUAUCAUCAUUGCCUGUCACCAAUACAAUCAAUUCAAAUGGCCUCUUUGGUCAUUUAUUAUUACUGUUUUUUAAUACAUCCAUAUGGGACACAAAAUUGUGGAAACAUUCAGUGUUUUUAGACUGUUCAAUAUGACAGAUUUAGAAUACAGUCGCUCUCCCCACCCAUGUUUGAUAAUUGAUUAAUUUCUUAAUUCAUUCAUACAAAAAUGAGAGCCAAAUGUAUAUCUCAGUUUGAAAUAAGAAAAUGUGUAUUUAGUUGGUAUAAGUGAUUUAAACAUCAACAUGUUUCACUUAACUGAUUGUUUCCUUCCUUUUGUAUACAUACUUGACGAAUUGCCUGCUGUUUGUCAAAUGCUUUUAUUAAUUUUUAUGCAAAUAAACACUUAUUCCCUGCUGUCGGCCUGGGGUUGACCAUCAGUACAAAAUGAACAGUUCAUACAGUGGCUUUCUCUUUAAUAUCCAAUAUACAUUGCUUUAUACUUUUUCAUACCAUAUCCCACUCAAAUAUGAUUUAAAGAGGUUGAUGAUCACUUACUGGUCAGCUCUCUCUCUGUUCUCCCAGGCCACGGAACCUGAAGAUCCCUAUGAUUGCGGGGCUGCUUAGUGAUGUGCUAAAGUCUGCAGCCUGUGCGACAGACAUGCCAGCUCCGCUAACACACACACACACACACACACACUCUGAUGACCCUCUCAUGUCUGACCCUUACCUAACACACAGCACGUAGCCUACCACUGAUGUCGCCACACAUCAGGAGCAGACCUGACCCCUGAAACGCUCAGUAGGAAGGAGUCUACACUAGGGUCUGUCACUGUUAGUGACUGAUGGACUGCGGUAGAGGCCCUUUAUGCACUAUACUGUAUAUGUACUGCCUGCACUCUUUGUCCAUGGCAAUGGAGUCUGUUGAAAUUAUACUCUGCAAUAGUUGCCCAGUUGAAAUGUGACUAAAAAAUAAUUCUGAUGAUGUCAUGCAGUGUAAAUAAAGGUAAUUUUGUUUUUUAGACAUUUGAUAUUUUGUACAUCAAUUAUAGAUGGUUUUGCCUGUUUGUUGUGUGUACCUGAGUGGACUUGAUAAGAAUGUUAAAAUACCUGGAUUUUGGAGUGUAAGAUUUUAGAGAUGUGUUUAUUUAUUAAUUCCCCUGAAUGCCAAAGAAAGGUGUUUUCCUAUGGUGUGUCCAUGCUGGGAAGUCUCAAUUUCACUUUAUAAAAAUGAUUUAUUGGAUGUUGCAAAUAACAUUUUCACCAAUUUGGGAAGUUAUAUCCCAUAACUCUAUGCCAAAUAAGUCCACAUUAUAAAUCCAAUCUGAAUUUGUGUUUUAUACAAAAUAAAUAACUUAGAAUAGCUUCAAUUUGAGUAGUUACUAUCUGGUGUCCUAGGCAGUCUAUUUUGUCUGUUUUUCCCGCAGUGUAAAGGACAUGUUUUGUAAAGGACACCAACCGUAUGUAAUGAAGUCAGAUAUGCACUUGAUUACGCACCAUUGUCAUAUUAUAAGAUUAUUGUAGAAUAAAUGGUGAAUGUUUUAAUUUCAACAGAAGCCUUGGCUAAUUGAUCAACAUUUAUUAAAAACAAAACAGUAAUUUUAGAGCAUCAAAUCAAAUUGUAUUCGUCACAUGAACAACAGGUGUAGACUAACAGUGAAAUGCUUGCUUACGGGCCCUUCACAACAAUGUAGAGAGAAAGAAAAUAGAGAGAUAAUAGAAAAGUAAUAACACGUAAUAAUAAAAGUUAUAAUAAAUACACAAUGAGUAACGAUAACUUGGCUAUAUACAAGAGGUACCAGUACCGAGUAGAUGCGCAGGCGUACGAGGUAAUUGAGGUAGAUAUUUACUGUACAUAUAACUAAAAAGUGAGAGCUAGUAAACAGUAGCAGCAGCGUUUGUGAUGAGUGAAAAAAAAAUGGUGCAAAAAGGUUCAAUGAAGGUAGUCUGGGUAGCUAUUUGGUUAACGAUUUAUCUAACUAUUUAGCAGCCUUCUGGCUUGGGGGUAGAAGCUGUUCAAGGUCCUGUUGGUUCCAGAUGUGCAACCGUACCGCAUGCGGUGCCGUAGCAAAGAAAAUAUUAUUUGCGUGAUAGCCUAAUGCAUAUUGCCUUCCCUCCCUCAUAAUGUGGAAAUAAUCCUCCAACACAACACAACCAACACAACAAAUCCUCGCCGAGUGAGGAGUAAUAUUGUAUGCUAUUAGUCCCUGUCUAAAUAUCACUGAGCACGUCUGAAUGGGUUUUUAAAGGCAUGUCAAAGUAUAACCCCUGAAAGAUGUGGGGUAAUUAGGGAACGAAGCUUACUUAACCCUUUUUGCUUUGCCUCAUAAUUAGUGGCCCUCCCCGAAGCAAUUCUGUUACUCCAUCCUUACAAAAACAAUGUUUAUUAAGAACCGUCUGAGGAUAUAGCCUAUAUUAUGAAUAAUUGCAAUCAUUCAUUUGGCGACAUCUCCGUUUGUGGACCCUGGAAAUCAGUGAUUAAUUUAUGAGUCGCAAGUAUUUCCUCAUGCAGGCCCAUGUUGAUUGCAUUGUUCAAAGUUUAUUUAUUAGCCCUAGCUGUUUCAUGGAAAUCAGACUAUUUUGCGACCUGCAACUCAAGGCACCCUGGCAAUUAGUCAAUUUUGCAUAUCACCUUACACUCUAGUCAUCUUGUCAUCAUGGUCUGCUGCAACCAUUGGCGUCUGCAACAUUAGCACAAAAAUAUUAGGGACUGUUUAUUUGGGCAGGUACCUGAUAUAGCCCCCUUGAAGCCUUUGGAAAGCAAAGCAAUGACAGAGCACUUGGGUAGGAAUCAGGUAUAGGCUAAGUAUAAUCAGUUGACGACCCAUAUCAAUGUAAUAAUACAGAUGUGCCCUCUUUAUUGAUGUGACCAUAAUAUGACGAAAAUACAUGGUUUGCUCAGCUAGAAAAAAUGCUGCCUCUGGUGUUGAAAGGGUUCCCUCCUCUCUCCCCUCUGACAGAAACAAGUUGUGAAAGGGAAAGAGCAGAGUCUCUCCCACUGCCAGGGAGUCUUAAGGGCUUAUGAUUAAUUACUCCGCAGUGUAAGAAUGGUCAGCUCUUUGGGUAUCCAAUAGAGGCUCCUGAGAGUUUUACGCACACACUCAGGUGAGCACUUCGCGCAUGGACACGGACCACUGCGCACCUUUUUCCGCGGCCGCGCCUCUUUAUAAAGAUUAUCUGUACUUGGAGCGGCAGGGCUACUUUUCUCCACCUCGUAUUGGCGCAGCAGUGGAGUCUGUGGUGCACGAUACCUCUCUUUGCAUUGCCUUGAUGUCAUUACUCAAGACGGCGUUUCUGGGGAAAUUUGAAGGUAAGUUCUUAUUUUCAUAGACGACAUGGCUUGGAAUACAUUCAAAGUAAUAUUAUUUUCAGAGGGUUAUGAGGUGUUUUGAUUUCUUGAUAACAGCAUCACCAUCAAGCAGAGUCAGUUAUGUAAACAUAUUUAAUGACGGUGAUGGAACGUGCACGGUCAUCGGUAUUAUUUACAUUAGUCUGCACCACACCAAAUAAUGAUGCAACUGCCAUAGAGCUAUUUAUUAUAUGUUUCACAUUCUAAUGUCAAAUUGAACUUGGGAAAGCAGCCUUCUUAGGUCAAGGUUAACACACGUGGGUCUCAGUAUGAUUAUUUUUCAAAUGCUUUAUUGCAAUAAUGAAGGAACAAUAAAAUACGAUUAUACAAAUUCAUCACAACAAUUUAGUAAUGUUGUUAUGGCAUGUUGAUUAAGUACAUGUUGCCGAUAUGCGUAAUGAAUGCAUUAUAUGGGUAAUGCAAAUUUAAGUUUACCCAAUUGGCCUAAUUGGAUACAAAAUGUGUUGCAAUACUAUUUUACCAUUCAUCUUUUUCAAAAUGCCUGAAUAUUCAACGGCAUGUUUAUACACAAGUUCAAAAGGCACACACAGUUCAAGACAAGGAUGAGGAUUUUAUAUGCCUGCCUUAAUUUAUGUUCAGCAACUAACUUGGCCUGUUACAGAUCAUUUAAAUGCAUUUGUACACACUUUACGCACACUGGUCAAUAUACCUACAUAAACGUGUACUAUUUCUGUAGGCUAAUGUAGGCUUAUUAUAAAAUAUAAAAUACAGAUAACUUGUUUUCUUUCAAUUACAAUCUUGGCGUUUUCAGUUUGUUUAAGUAAUAGGCAAGUGAAAAUGUACAUUCAUCAACAAGACAUAUGUUACCCGUCAGGUUUAUAAAUGCUCCCUAUGGUUGGAAGACAGACGAUCCGCAUGGAUAGUGGAAAUGGCCCAGUGACAGUUAUGGAUGAGAGUCCCACAUCCAGCCCCAGCUCCAGCCCCAGUCCUGACAUGCUGACCACCGACAGUCGGCGUCCGGAGGCCCUGCAGCACUCUAGGGUGGUCCAGGCGGGUGGGCUCGGUGGCAGAGGGCGGCCGGCAGCAGCCAACGCAGCGCGGGAGAGGAGUCGAGUGCAGACUCUGAGAAGCGCAUUCCUGGAGCUACAGAGGACUCUGCCGUCGGUGCCACCAGACACAAAACUGUCCAAGCUCGACGUGUUGAUUUUGGCCACCACGUAUAUUGCCCAUCUGACUCGAACCUUGCAAGAGGAGGGGAUGGAGGAGGGAGAGAGCAACAGACAAACAGAGGCCUUACACUCGCUGAAAGGUGAAGGUUACCUGCACCCUGUGAAAGUAAGUAGGCCCAAUACAUUUAGACUUUGAAUUGAUAUCGAAAUUCCAUUUGAAACUAACCUGACAAAGUGUGUGAUAAUUGUGUGUCAGCUCUAUUCCAUAUACCACGUGAUAUAAUAAAAUAAAAACACGAUAAUAAAAAAAAUAGUUUGCUAAUAAUCAAUCAUGCAGGCAUAAAAUGCAUUUAGCCAUCAUCGCACAACUUUUUAUAUUACACAGAUCUUUAAAACGAGUAGGCUUCCUAUUAUGCUUAAUUAGUAAAAUGAUAUAGAGAGGAAUGGUUAUUAUUGGUAAUUGAAAGCACCAAUUUGCACCAUAAAUUGUGUUCAAUUAAAUAUUUAAAUGUAUUUCUUACUUCAUUUAUGUGUGUUCAACUGAAGAAUGACUUAAAAUAAACUGUUAGCAACAUUUUUGUUUCUUCAUUUGUUAAUUAUAUUUUCAGUUGCAUUGAAAUCAGUUAACUGCACUCGCGAAAUAAUUUGUUCUAUUUUUAUCUCAACAGAAGUGGCCAAUGCGAUCCAGGUUAUACGUCGGCGCCAGCGGUCAGUUUCUGAACAAUUCAAAACAGACAGAAAAUCAAGGCGCAUCAUCGUCGACCUCGCAGACAUAACGCUAUCCACUGCAUACGGGACUUCUCAUUUAGACGACCAUUAAUUAGUAAGACUCUUUCAGCUAAAUCCACCCAUGAGGACUUUUGAAAUGGACAGCAGAUUCGUCGUCUGACAGUGCUUUUUAUUUAUCAAACAACUGAGGUAUCUCCUUUUGACUUCAGUAUUUUCAUGUAAAGGAGACAGUCACGACUCUUUCAAUAGUAGGAACACAUUGUAAAUUAAUAUAUUAUGUGGUUAUGUAUAUAAAAUCUGAGAAAGCUCUUAUUUUGGCCAUGCUGUGUUUCUGCUCCGCUUUCUGCUGUUCUGUGUCUGUUGGAGGGAUUCAUGUGUGUAUACUUUUUAGCAAUUCCGUGUGUUGCGUAAUGAACAUUUACACUAAAUGCAUGUGUGAAUAACUUAACAUCUGUCAUGUGAAGGGGUUGUCAGAAUCUCAACAAUGGUAGGAGCCUCUUCAUUUUCUCUUCGUUUUUUACAUAAAUAGUUGUAAAUGUGUUUGUGGAUAAUGACUUGAGAAAUAAAAAUAAGACAUGUCUCCCACUCCAUCGGUUGUAAAUACGUUUACUGAGAUUUACUAGUCUAAGUAGCCUAAAUGAACAUGUUCUGUCAUUGAAGACAGACUUUAUCUCUUAAAAAUCAACAGGGAUUCCAUUUUAUUAUUUGCCUAAAAAGGGAAUUAUGAGUUGACAUUCUUGGAAAUAUGCACUUUUUUUUUUGCAUGUAUGUGCAGUCAGAUAAAUAUAUUAGUUAAAUAUAGUUCACAUAAUAGUCUGUCUAGGAAGGUGUAUUGAUAAUCAUACAUGGGUGGGUUUUAUUAGGCCUAUUAUAUAUUUUACACAAAUGCACAAUUUUGCAACCACAACAAACUCCUCAUUACAAUAAAUCUUCAUGCAUUUCAAGGCACAUAUUGUGGAAUGUAUUAUAGGCCCUAAGCCUAUUCAAAAUGGUAGUGACUCUUUCAGUGUGGUUUAUUGUGUGUCUAGAUGCCGCGUUCAAAACAACUGGGAACUCGGAACUGGGAACUCGGAAAUCUCCGACUUUUGACUUCAGUGUGUUCAAAACAACUGGGAACUCAAAAAAAAAAACGAGCUCCGACUGGGAAAAAUCAAUUUGAACGUCAUUCAACUCGGAAUUCCAACUCGGGAAGUCGGGCCUCUUCUAGAGCUCCGACUUUCCGAACUGAAGAUCACUGAAGUCAUGAUUUGACCUCCCAGUUGUUUUGAACUCGGCAAGAGGCCACUUCUAUUAAAGGGAUAGUUCGGGAUUUUGGCAAUUAAUAAAAAAUAAAAUGUAUCUACUUCCCCAGAGUCAGAUUAACUGGAUAUAAUUGUUAUGUCUCUGUGUUCAGUUUGAAGUAAGUUGCCAACUACCGUUAGCACAAUUGCUAACUAGCGUUAGCGCAAUGACUGGAAGUCUAUGGGAACAGCUAGCAAGGGGAAAUCGAUAAAGGGCCUUAUUGCCAACAUCCCGAACUAUCCCUUUAAACUAUAGCCUAACUUUUGAGAUAAUUCUGGCAUUAUGAAGUUGAAAUCGAACUGACAGAGAUCAAUUUAGAAAUUGCACUUUUAUGUAGGCUACUCAGACACUGUUACACUGCUGAAAUGUGCAAAUUGGAGACUUAGCAUAAUAUUCAAAAGAAAAACUGAUAGUAAUUUGUAUUUCCAUGUUUUUUUAUACACAAUCAGUGGCCAGUCUAUUAGGUACUGUGUAGCUCAGCUGGUAGAGCACGGCGCUUGUAAUGCCAAGGUAGUGGGUUCGAUCCCCGGGACCACCCAUACACAAAAAAUUUAUGCACGCAUGACUGUAAGUCGCUUUGGAUAAAAGCGUCUGCUAAAUGGCAUAUUAUUUAUUAUUACACCCAUCUAUACUGAACAAAAAUAUAAAAGCAACAUGUAAAGUGUUGGUCCCAUGUUUCAUGAGCUGAAAUAAAAGAUCCCAGAACAUUUCCAUACGCACAAAAAGUUUAUUUCUCUCAAAUUUUGUGCACAAAUUUGUUUACAUCCCUGUUAGUGAGCAUUUCUCCUUUGCCAAGAUAAUCCAUCCACCUGACAGGUGUGGCAUAUCAAGAAGCUGAUUAAACAGCAUGAUCAUUACACAGGUGCACCUUGUGCUGGGGACAAUAAAAGGCCACUCUAAAAUGUGUAGUUUUGUCACACAACACAAAGCCCAGAUGUCUCAAGUUUUGAGGGAGCGUGCAAUUGGCAUGCAGACUGCAGGAAUGUCCACCAGAGCUGUUGCCAGAUAAUUUAAUAUUCAUUUCUCUACCAUAAGCCACCUCCAACGUCGUUUUAGAGAAUUUGGCAGUAUGUACAACCACAGACCACGUGUUACCACGCCAGCCCAGGACCUCCACAUCCGGCUUCUUCACCUGCAGGAUCGUCUGAGACCAGCAACCCGGACAGCUGAUGAAACUGAGGAGUAUUUCUGUCUGUAAUAAAGCCCUUUUGUGGGGAAAAAUUAAUUCUGAUUGGCUGGGCCUGGCUCCUCAGUGGGUGGGCCUGGCUCCUAAAUUGGUGGGCCUAUGCCCUUCCAGGCCACCCAUGGCUGCACCCCUGCCCAGUCAUGUGAAAUCCAUAGAUUAGGGCCUAAUUAAUUUAUUUCAAUUGACUGAUUUCAAGUUUCAAGUUUUAAUGUCACAUGGACAAGUAAAGUGAAAUGCCUUUCCUGCAAACUCAAAACCCAACAAUGCAAUAAUCAGUAACAAUGUAAUACUAGAAAAAAACACAAGAUGAACUGUAACUCAGUAAAAUCAUUGAAAUUGUUGCAUGUUGCAUUUAUAUUUUUGUUCAGGAUAGUACCAGGUUGGGACCCCCUUUGCCUCCAGAACAGCCUGAAUUCUUCAGGGGAAUGGAUUCUACAAGGUGUCGGAAACGUUCAAACGUUUGGUAUCAAGGUACAAUUGAUACAAUUUGCUACAAUUGGUAUCAUGGGACCUAACGUGUGCCAGGAAAACAUCCCCCACACCAUUACACCACCGCCACCAGCCUGUACUGUUGACACUAGGCAGGAUGGGGCCAUGGACUCAUGCUGCUUACUCCAAAUCCUAACUCUGCCAUCAGCAUGACGCAAUAGGAACCGGGAUUCGUCGGACUAGGCAAUGUUUUUCCAUUCCUCAAUUGUCCAGUGUUGGUGAUCGCGUGCCCACUGGAGCCGCUUCUUCUUGUUUUUAGCUGAUAGGAGUGGAACCCGGUGUGGUUGUCUGCUGCAAUAGCCCUCCGUGACAAGGACCGAUGAGUUGUGCGUUCCGAGAUGCCGUUCUGCACACCACUGUUGUAUUGCGCCGUUAUUUGCCUGUUUGUGGCCCGCCUGUUAGCUGGCAUGAUUCUUGCCAUUCUCCUUUGACCUCUCUCAUCAACGAGCUGUUUUAGCCCACAGGACUUCCGCUGACUGGAUGUUUUUUGUUUGUCGCACCAUUCUCUGUAAACCUUGACAUUGUCGUGUAUGAAAAGCCCAGGGGGCCGUCCGUUUCUGAGAUACUGGAACCGGCGCGCCUGGCACCAACAAUCAUACCACGCUCAAAGUCGCUUAGGUCACUCGUUUUGCCCAUUCUAACGUUUAAUCGAAACAGUAACUGAAUACCUCGAUGCCUGUCUGCCUGCUUUAUAUAGCAAGCCACAGCCCUGUGACUCACUGUCUGUAGGAACAAACCAUUUUCGUGAACGGGGUGGUGUAUCUAAUAAACGGUCUACUGAGUGUAUAUUUCCACACUAAGAUGAUAAUGCCCUUUUAGUGUAAGAGCUGUUUGAAAAGACUGCCUGAAAUUUCAGCCUGUUUUGGUGGGAUGGAGUUUUGGCCUGCCUGGUGACAGUUAAUAGACCAAUAAGAAAGAGAGUUCCAAACCUCUCUGCCAAUAACAUCUCGUUUUCACCUUUCCCCUCCCCACUCAGACCACUCCCAGAGAGUAGUAGAACAAUUAUUGCUUGAGAAAUUGAUCUUUGCUAAGGCAUAUUUUUGAAAAUGUUAAUUGAAAACAAUCACAUUAAGGUACUUAAUUGUUACCCAGAAAUGAUUUGGUAUUGAGAUCAAAACGGCUGCAUUGGACCUUUAAUUCACAUGCGAAAUUGCCAAAACACAGAUUCAUUUAAAACACCGUUUUCAAAAGUUAGCUGUCUCAUAAUAAUAUAUGAAACCGUGUAGUGUGUUUUUGGUAGUUGCCUGCGUGAUGUGUGCUCAGACUGCGCAUGUCAGUAAAGAUGAAGCAGGAAGUCUUAUCUUUCUUUCUGGAAGAAGAACGAAGGAGGACGCAUGGAGCUUGAAUGCGCUCACACCAAGAUUAUUUUGUAAAUGAGCAAUAACUUGUUGAAUUCCCCGUUCAUUCAACAGGUAGGUGGCUAAUAACAUUAGGCAGUCAGCUUUAUUUAAUAAUAAUGCAAUUCGGUGUUUUAGCUAGCUAUAUAAAAUACCAGGAACUGCCAGAACACUAGCUAGCCUGGUAGCUAACCUGAACACCAAUGUAAUGUUACCUCCGUCAAAAUAAGGAUUUUACCUGCCCUUAAAAAUGGAUUCUAAAUAAUUUUGUUUACUAAAGUAGUUUUCUGUAAGAUAUUGGAAACGUCCCGUUUCAAUGAGCAAGGAUACAAUUGUAUUCACUAGGUUAGUAAGCAAACAGUUUGCUUGCUACUGCGCUCGAGGGCCACGAAUCCAUGCCACUGACCACGUGAGUUGGCAGACUUGCCUCUCCAUAAUGUAGCUAGUGUUAGGGUAAGCGAGACAGACUGGUAAUGUAUGGAUAUUGUCUGUAAAAGGGUGCAGCUCAUUAUUUCAUUUCUUUAAUAAUCAUUAACUUAGUUUGCAAAUUAACCACUGAUUUCCCCAUGUUUAUGCUCAAAUUGGUGCAGACAUUUGAUGCACUUGUGUCGGUGUAUGUGGGCUGUUGGCAAUCACAAUAUAUUAUGGAUCAUUUUACCAAAAUAUGUUAACGUUUUAAACUAAUUUUGAAACCUACGAUCAUGUCUGGUCAUGUGAAUAGAAUGGGCCCAUGGUCAAGAAGAAAUCAUGACUCAUCGAACGGUGUAUUUGGGCCUAAACGUCCCAGCAGUAUUGUAAUAAAUCAUACUGUCAGCUGCUUGUCCCAGAUCCGAUGAUAUAUGGCCCCUUUGUCAUUUCGGCCCAUAUUGUUAGUAAGGUUACUGCACACUGGCUCUGGUCACGGAUCAAAUGAUACCAUGGUGGUCGGGUAAUUGUCUUCGCAAUGACUUCAUUGGGGAAUCUCGACUUUGGACUUCUCCAAAAGGAGUAAAGGUCGUGACCUGCUGUUGAACCUUCCUUGGAAAGGCUGUAGUGUGGGCUUGCAUUGUGCAGUGCCCCAAGCUGUGUUACAUGUGCCCCCUGACCCUAAGUUCAUUAGUCAUCUUAGCUGUCUCGUUGAGUUCUAGGUGCAUUGGCUAUUCCUUCAGUACAGCUUAUCCAUGCAAGAUGAAAAUCAAUAGCGCCACACCGGCUAAAGGGCAAUUACUUGGGAGUACUAUUUUUGGACGUCAGACUUUUUCAAAGUGCAGAAUGCUUCCCAUAGAUCUGAAAAUGUGGCUCUUCAAUAUCUUGGAAUAUAUGCGUAGAAGAUUUGCGUGUUAUGACUAGGCCUAUCUGAAUCCCAGAAUUAGCUGAACCUUGAAUUUGGCCAACUCGACAGCUGUGUAAGCUGUGACUUGUGACGAAAUCUAGUUAAGCGUUUCAAAUAUACAGCAGCAGGAAUUUCACUUUAGGUUUAAUGGAAUUUGUGUUUCUCUUAUAGCUUUCAUGGACUUGAAGGAGAUUGAAGGUUCCAGAAGUCCUUUGUUGUAC
Molecule: messenger RNA, 15895 nt
Organism: Coregonus sp. 'balchen'
Lineage: Eukaryota; Metazoa; Chordata; Actinopteri; Salmoniformes; Salmonidae
Source: the annotation of a GenBank genome assembly